CUACACUAACAAACAGACUCUAGGUUGUUCCUAGACACGCCAUUUGCAUUCUUCUCUCUCUUCAGCUACUAACCAACGAAUCUCUCUCUCUCUCUAAAACAAUGGCUCAGGAAGACGUCGCUGCUGCUGCUGCUGCUAACGGUGCUACCACGGCGGUGGAGAAGUCCGUUACGUUCACGGCGUACAAGCCUCAGCUGAUUGUGGAAGCACAGAAGGUCGGUGACGCUGUUGCGUUCUACAAGGCCGUGUUUGGCGCCGUGGAGACUGGACGCUCUCUCUACCCCAAGCGUAAGGCUGACCAAGAGCUCCCUCACCUCGUCUCUUCCGAGCUCGAGCUCGCCGGAACAACCGUAGUCGUUUCUGACGUAUCCGUUAACUCUGGCUCUGAUGCGAAGACGGGGACUAUGCCUGCGAUCCUCGAAACCGAUGACGUGGAAGCUGCGGUUGCGAAGGCCGUUGCGGCUGGAGCUGUAAAGGUGGAGGAGGAGGAGGAGGAUGUCUCGGAGGUUGGAGUAAAGGGGAAAGUGACGGAUCCGUUCGGUUUCACGUGGAUCUUUGUUGCUCCGGCGAAGAAGAGUGAGAAGGAAGGAAACAAAGAGGUCUAACUGUUAACCGUCGGAUCUGAUCAUUUCGUCGGUUUCUGAACGAACUUUUUAAUAUUAUUAUCCUAUGCUUUUCAUUAGUUUGUCUUUUGUGGAAUCUCCGGUAUGAGUAAACCGGGUUGAUUAGGCUAAAAUGACUUUUGUUCUUCACCACCUUUUGACAUAAACUUGGUGAAAGAAAUAACAAAAAUAUUCGGAUGUUAAUGUUUCGUUGAUUAUGCUUAUUAGUGGCUUAACUAUUUUCCAUCA
Brassica oleracea var. oleracea is the source of this 851-nucleotide messenger RNA. RefSeq lists its product as uncharacterized. The record is from RefSeq and is a predicted model, not a curated record. The coding region runs from base 102 to 605 and encodes 167 amino acids. NCBI's taxonomy places the organism in Eukaryota, Viridiplantae, Streptophyta, Magnoliopsida, Brassicales, Brassicaceae. The transcript is spliced from 2 exons.